UAACCUGUUGGCACAAGACUUACGAACGAUCGGAUCAAGAAUAAAAGCUGUAGAGUUUCGGGAUUGCCUGAUUCCAGCCUGUAAAACACUCGUCCCCUUGUUAACUUGCUGUUCAGACCUAAUGCGGGUUUCGUUUUCGAGGAUCACAGAAUAUCGAUGCGACAUUGAAGACGACACGCUUAAAUUUUACAGACUCGUUACUUUUCCACAAAUUUCCGUUCAUUUGAAAGAAUACGCGUUUCCCCGGCUUACGUACCUGAAGCUAUCUAAGCAAGGAUUCCAUGGUUCCACUACAUUUUGGCUAGCUGCUAUUCUCGGUCGGUGUCCCAGCCUGAAGCAUUUGUUUCUGGACCCUGAAGACAGUGUCCGUCACGGCAUUUGCUUUCAGCAUGCGCUCGAUCAUUGUCCUCUUCUCGAAACAUUGGUAGUAGCACCCUAUGCAGAAAUGCCACCGACUAUCUUGGAUCAUCAGCGCCAAAUUGAUAAGGAUGUGGAAGAAACGUUUGCGGAAAGCUACGCUAACAACGACUUUAAAAGCAGUAGCAGUAGCAACAACGAGAGAAACGAUGCAGAAAGGAUAGAAGCAGAAGCAGCAACCAAGAAGCAGAUAUCUUGGGACACUAAAAGAUUGCGUCGAUACGUGGUUUCAGGUCACUGGAUCAGCUAUAGCGAGGGGAACGAGAACGAUUUCCACGACGCCGGUUACGGCAUAAUGUCAAUCUUUAGUAUGAAUCGUGCAACAUUAGAGCUCUUGUACCUUUAUUUUGAUGGAUACUUUGUCAACACGCAAGCAUUAAGAUGCCUCGGAUACGCACCCUCCCUACGAGAACUACGUAUCUCCACUGAAAACAGCAAGCCCACCUACGAAGGAUUCAGAGGAGCAACCUCUUGCGCGCAAGAAAAUCUGGACACGCUCUUUGGCUACUGCCCUGCUUUGGAAGUGAUUGUGAUCGAUAUCAAUAGUUGCAUCAAGUAUUUCGACGAUGAACACAUUUGCCGUUACUACAACUACGUUACCGCAACAGACACCAUGUUGAAAACGAUCGCCACUCGGUGUCCCCAUAUCCAACACAUCAAGAUUGCUUGUCCUGUCCAAUACACGAGUUUGGGAAUCCUCAAUCAUUUUACGGGACACGAUGGAAAGGACCAGUUAGCCAAGCUAACGUUUUUGGAAAUUGGUCAAUGCCUUAUUACUAUCGUAGCAGGAAGCAGAAGCAAGAGUCUGUCCUUUACGAUAAAGUCUUUUGGGAAAAUGUGCGCACCAUACUUGGAAAUCGCGGUGGUUUCCUGGAAGUCUAAUCCUGAGGCGUUGCUUCCACAUGACUUUAGAAAAUUGCCACAAUAAAACUCUGUAACUCCGCAAACUUGGAAAAAUAAAAUUAAAGCAAAAAACUUUUUUUU
This is a messenger RNA of Zychaea mexicana, 1401 nucleotides long. RefSeq lists its product as uncharacterized. The transcript has 3 exons. The coding region runs from base 122 to 1345 and encodes 407 amino acids. NCBI's taxonomy places the organism in Eukaryota, Fungi, Mucoromycota, Mucoromycetes, Mucorales, Lichtheimiaceae. The record is from RefSeq and is a predicted model, not a curated record.